AUGCCAGAGUGGGAUUUGAUUGCGUGGAAUGGAAUGCUUGCCGCAUAUGCCACAGCUAGGCAUUUGGCUGCUACCAAAUCCCAUUUCGAUUCCAUGCCCGAGAGGAGCCUCGUCUCCUUUAACACAAUGCUCUCGGCAUUCUUGGUGGCAGGGGAAAUGGAGGGAGAAGAGGCGAUCAAAGUGGCAGAGCUCUUCUUCGCCCAGAUGCCCAACCGCGACCUCGUCUCUUGCAAUGCGAUGCUGAACGCGUAUGCCAAGAGAGGGCAUCUGUGCCGCGCACGUAUCCUCUUCGCCGCCAUGCCAGAGCACGACGCCAUCACGAUCACCACCAUGAUCCACACGCUCGCUCGGGGCUCGGGAGAUUUGGAAUCGGCGCGGUUUUUCUUUGAUUCUACCCCCGUUCGGGACGAGCUGUGUUGGAACGCGAUGAUCACCGCGUAUGCCCAGCGCGGGCAUACCGUCGAAGCGAGAAAGCUAUUUGAUUCCAUGCCCGCCAAGAUCGAUUCUUCCUGGAAUUCGAUGCUCUCGGCUUACAUCCAAGCUUCAGAUCUGGCGAGCGCCGAGGAUUUCUUCUUUCAUGCCAUGGCCGAGUGGAAUCUCAUCGCCUGCACAGCGAUGAUCGCAGCAGAGAAACUUCGUUGCGUGGAGUGUCAUGGCUUCUACGUUUGCUCGCAAAGAAUGCCAUCGCCACCUUUCGAGAAAGACGAGCGAAUUCUUAGUUUUGGCUGA
Selaginella moellendorffii is the source of this 729-nucleotide messenger RNA. RefSeq names its product pentatricopeptide repeat-containing protein At1g56690, mitochondrial-like. Bases 1 to 729 code for a protein of 242 amino acids. Lineage: Eukaryota; Viridiplantae; Streptophyta; Lycopodiopsida; Selaginellales; Selaginellaceae. The transcript has 2 exons. Gene Ontology annotation, molecular function: protein binding; RNA binding. Gene Ontology annotation, biological process: RNA modification. The record is from RefSeq and is a predicted model, not a curated record.